UGUUACCAAUUUGUGGCACUGUGUCCAAUGCAGCUUUCUAAAAUGACUGCUCCAUCAUCCCAAACAAAAGGCUACACCCACUUCAGCCCAUCAUUUCAUUGGGCAGACAUGUAAGGUGAUAUAUGUAGGUGAUAUAUAAACUAGGUCAAUAAACCCAUUUAUCACCAUAUUUUGGAAACUCAUGAUCAUAUUUCAGUGCAAAAUUAUCCAAAGGGUAGGAUGAAAUUGAAUAUUGUUUCUGCUGCUGUUUUUCCAAACGUGUUCUUAGAGCCUGUAUCUAAUGUUACAGUCCUGUUCAAUUAUUUGCAUAUUCAGGGUGGAGUCAAGCAGCAGAUCCUGUUGUGAUGAAUAGACUGAUAAAAAAGACUCUUUGUCACUUGAGACUUGAGGCUUCUCCAACACCAGGAGUUUUUGUCCUAUUUUUCUUGUUGUUUGCUAAAUUCAUUUAUGUAUUUCAUUAAUAAAAUUCUACUUUUGGGUUGCUUUAAUUUGCGUGUGGCCUCUUCGUUGAGCUGCCUUGAGCCAGGUGGAUUGUAACUCUACCCGCUUUUAUUUUCUGAAGGCAGAAUGUGGUGAAAAUGAAGCUUCUCUUUAAUUUGCUUGCAGUGAUCUUGAUUUUACUUGACAAAGGAAUGUCUGGUGUUGGUACAGAUAAAGUGUCAGUGUCUGUGAUUGAGGGAGAUUCAGUCACUCUGAACACUGGUGUUCAAACAAACCAACAAGAAGAGAUUAAAUGGUAUAUUAAUGACACUCGCAUCGCUCAAAUCAGGGGAGAUCUCAGUAAGAUCUGUACAGAUGUUCAGUGUAAUAAAGGAACUGAGAGAUUCAGAGACAGACUGAAGCUGGAUCAUCAGACUGGAUCUCUGACCAUCAUGAACAUCACAACCACAGACUCUGGACUUUAUGAACUGAAGAUCAUCAUCAUCAGCAGCAGCAGCGACAAGGCCUUCAAUGUUACUGUCAGUGAUGUUCCUGCUGCUGAACUAUAUGAAAUUAAGGAGGGAGAAUCUGUCACUUUAGAUUCUGGAGUAAUAAGAAAGCCAAAUGAUGAGAUGACAUAUUUUAUUGAGAUUUCCAUCGCUGAAAUCACUGGAGAUCAGAGUAAGAUCUGUACAGAUGUUCAGUGUGAUGACAGAUUCAGAGACAGACUGAAGCUGGACAAUCAGACUGGAUCUCUGACCAUCACAAACACCAGAAACACAGACUCUGGAGAAUAUAAACUGAAGAUCAUCAUCAACAACAGCAGAUUCAGCAUCAGCAGAGUAAAGAGAGUCAAUGUUACUGUCACUGCUGUUCCAGGUUCAGGUCUGUCUUCAGGUGUUGUAGCAGGAAUAGUUGUUGCUGUUGUUGUUGUUCUGCUGGUUGUAGCUGUAACUGCUGGUGUGAUUCGCAAGAGUCACCGCAAGAGUCAUACAGCAGUUCAACAGAAUGAGAAUAAGUAACUUGCCACCUGAUCCAAAUUACAUUCCUUUGAGGCAGAUGGGAAUGUGACUAAAAAUAUGACUUUUAAAGAAACAUUAAAUAAAAAAUUUAAAUAUUUAGUGCCAGAUUUACUAACAGCUUGUGCCACCGCAAACCCUCUCGUCAUUAAAAAAUCUACUGUCAGGAUUUACUGAAGACACGCAGUGAAAAAAUGUUGCUGAAAAAGAGUGGACACAAAUUUCUUUGCACCUGACCUUAUUACAUAUGCAUUUAAGUUCCCCCGUUCAGACGCUAAAUUUAUGGGAGAAGAGUAAAUGAAUCACGCAACACCAUUUACUAAGGUUUGUGCUUGUCAAUUUACUGAUAUUUGUGCCAUUAUUUAAAGCAUGUCUUACAGCAGACACUAAUUUGCACUGCUCUUGAUAGAUUGUGUUGGUUAUUAUGGAAAUGAUCUGCUCCAUCUGUGCUCUUUAAUGUGCGCAUAGUCAGUAAAUCAUCCGCAAAACUUUACACUCCCAUUCGUGCUUUCAUAGGAUUAGAGCGUUCCCACACUGAUUUUCCCUGUUGGCCCUAAGCAUUAAACGGUAUAUGCAAAAAUUUAAGAAACAAAACACGUUACCAGCAAUAGCUGCGAGUGAUUGAUGUCUUUGAGUGUGUAGAGGUACAGGAACCGUGAGACAUUAGCCACGCUUACUUUGCACUUUUUUUUAUUCCGAAUAAAGUCAUUCCAAAUGAAAGAUUCGGUGGAGUGUUUACAUGAGGUGUUAUCUAAUCCGAUAUGGUGUUUACAUGCACUUUCAAUCGGAAUGACUGCACACAUUAGUCUAUAUCCUGUUUGCCGCCGUGUAUUCAUGUCAACAUGGAGGUCCGUUAUUUCUUAUGCACGCUAUUUUUAUGUAAUGUGUUGCUCUUAAUCAAGCAACAGCAUGACAUUUGUAGCAUAUUACUGCUGGAUAUGAGGAAAAGACUCAAGUAGCAUCUCAACACUACCCCUCCAUCCUCCAUAAAGCAGAAGCGUGUGGAUGAAGGUCCGUAGUGAUGAUUCACUUAGUUCCUUCAGUGUAUUUAAUAAAUGUGUUGUUUCAGUUUUACUCCAGUUUAAUUUUGCUGCUGCCAUUGUGCAUUCUGACGACCUCUGACCGCUUGACGUGAUGGCGUAGAUGCAAAGUAAUCGGUUUAACACGCUUACAUGGCAGACUUGUUUGAUUUAUAGAAAGGUUUAUCAUUCGGUUUGGGCAUUUUUAUUCCGAUUGUGGUGUUUAUAUGGAGCAUUUUCAUUCAGAUUGGACUUUUAAACCCAUUACAAUACUCCAUGUAAACGCACCUAGUGUCUUUUUCUUGUCAUUUGCACUAUAAUGCUGAUCUAGUUUGACAUAUCAGUUAUUUUGUCCCGUCUGUUUACAUUCUCUUAUAACGGAUAGAACUGAUUGCUUUUCCAUAAUUACCUCAACAAGACAGGCAUUAUGAGCAAGAUUUUACUCCUCAACACAAGGACAGUCUGCUCUACUGAUGCUGUAGGUGCUUUUACUGCUAUUACUGGAGAAGACUGUAUCAAUAUUAUAGUUUACACACUAACAAUUAGUCAUCCACCUUCAUCAGAAAACACUUUCCACCAGCCAUACUGGAACCAAAACCAGACUUAAUAAGCGUGGAAAGUCAAUGAUUUAUUUUAAAGUUGGUGAAACACUUUGCUGAGCGUUUAUAUUAUUAUGCAUGUAAUAUAUGUGUUACACUGCGUUAAACUUGAAAAUUACCUGAUAGAGGAAUGUUACUGUCACAGUUCCCGUCUGCUUUGGACUCCAUUUCCCAUGAUCCUCCCUGGCCCACACCUGCACUCACUCUACCACUCAGCAAUCAUCACCCACACCUGCAAGUCAUCCUCUCAUCACCACAGCUCUACUUAAGCACUCCACUCACCUCAGUUCACUGUCUGUUUGUGUUUGUACUAAGGACUUUCCAUGUUUGUUCCCAAGACUUCCAAGUUGUUCUACUCCAGUGAGUUUACCCAGUGUCUGUGAUAUAUAUAUAUAUAUAU
Messenger RNA from Megalobrama amblycephala (Wuchang bream), 3457 nucleotides. RefSeq names its product carcinoembryonic antigen-related cell adhesion molecule 1-like. Lineage: Eukaryota; Metazoa; Chordata; Actinopteri; Cypriniformes; Xenocyprididae. The record is from RefSeq and is a predicted model, not a curated record. Bases 579 to 1442 code for a protein of 287 amino acids. The transcript has 5 exons.